UCGGGUUCGCGGAACUAGCUGGCUGCCCCAGCUGCGUGCCGAGACUGGGGCUCCGGUGGGGCAACAGAGCAGCACCCGCCCGCCCAAAAUGCCACCCACACCCACUUUGUUGCAGAAGCUUUUCAGCAAAAAGAACGGCUUGAUUUCCCCCUGCAGAGACCUCAAGGAGGAGUGCGUCUUCAGCUGGCCUUUGCCGGAGUAUGAUCCAAGUCAAAUUCGCUUAAUUGUGUACCAGGACUGUGAAAGAAGAGGCCGGAAUGUCUUGUUUGAUUCUACUGCAAAGAGAAGAACUGAAGAUGCCUCCGUCUCAAAACUCUGUAAUGAUGUACAGGUAAAAGUCUUUGGGAAAUGUUGCCAGCUCAAGCCUGGAGGAGACAGUUCCUCCUCUUUGGACAGUUCAAUCAAUUCUUCAUCAUCUUCUGAAACAAAAGAGCAGUGUUCAAAAUAUCAGGGCUCCCGGUGUUCCUCAGAUGCUAAUAUGCUUGGGGAGAUGAUGUUUGGUUCUGUGGCCAUGAGCUACAAAGGUUCAACCUUAAAAAUCCAUCAAAUCCGUUCACCUCCACAGCUUAUGUUAAGCAAAGUUUUUACAGCUCGAACUGGAAGUAGUAUCUAUGGAAGUUUAAACACGCUUCAAGACAGCCUUGAGUUCAUUAAUCAGGACAGUAACAUGCUAAAGCCAGAUCACAGUACAAUUAUGAAUGGACUACUUGGAAACAUAAGUUUUUCACAGCUUUGCAGCCCUAGGCGGGCAUUCUCUGAACAAGGUCCGCUCCGCCUGAUCCGGAGCGCCUCUUUCUUUGCAGUUCACAGCAACCCUAUGGACAUGCCUGGGAGGGAAUUGAAUGAAGACAGAGAUAGUGGAAUUGCAAGAUCUGCAUCUCUCAGCAGCCUGCUUAUUACUCCAUUUCCUUCUCCGGGUUCUUCACUAAACAGAAGCUGUGCUGGCAGUUACCAACGGCGUUUGCGUCGCAAUCAGACAACCAGCUUAGAGAAUGGGGUCUUCCCUAGAUGGUCUGUAGAAGAAAGUUUUAACUUGUCAGAUGACAGCUCCAGCCCGAACCCAGGAAUUGUCAGGAAAAAGAAAAUAGCCAUCGGGGUGAUAUUCUCACUUUCAAAGGAUGAAGAGGAAAACAGCAAAUUUCAUGAGUUCUUUUUUUCCCACUUCCCCCUCUUUGAAACCCACAUGAACAAACUGAAGAGUGGGAUAGAACAGGCUAUGAAAAUGAGCCGCCGAUCAGCAGAUAGUAGCCAGAGGAGUUUGGCAUAUAACAGGAUUGUAGAUGCCUUAAAUGAAUUCAGAACAACAAUUUGUAAUCUCUACACCAUGCCACGGAUUGCAGAACCCGUGUGGCUUACCAUGAUGUCGGGAGUUUCUGAGAAGAACCAGCUUUGCCAUCGCUUUAUGAAGGAAUUUACUUUCUUAAUGGAACAGGCAUCCAAAAACCAAUUCUUACCAGCUCUUCUGACUGCAAUUUUGACAAACCACUUGGCUUGGGUCCCGACUGUAAUGCCAAAUGGCCAACCACCAAUCAAAAUCUUUCUAGAAAAGCAUUCCUCACAGAGUGUGGGCAUGUUGGCCAAGACGCAUCCAUACAAUCCAUUAUGGGCACAAUUAGGAGACUUGUAUGGAGCUAUUGGGUCACCUGUGAGACUAUCAAAAACGGUUGUGGUUGGCAAAAGGCAAGAUCUUGUGCAGCGUUUGCUGUACUUCCUCACUUACUUCAUACGAUGCUCUGAACUGCAAGAGACUCAUCUUCUGGAAAACGGAGAGGAUGAGGCUAUAGUGAUGCCUGGCACAGUUAUCACUACUACCCUAGAAAAAGGGGAAGUAGAGGAUUCUGAGUAUGUUCUGGUUACAGUGCACAAGAACAGAAUCAGCUUGUCCCUUAAAGAGUCUGAAGAAGUGAGAACUUCUAACUGCAGCUGUAAAUAUUGCAAGUGUCCACUUAACCCUGGUCAAAAUACUGAGGAUGUUUCAGCACAGGAGAGGGAUGAUCCCCCAGAAGCCCCAGAGCUCUUAGAGACUGAGGCUGCUUCAGCUGAGAACAGAGCUGUACCUCCUGACUUCCAAGAAAGUACUGCUGAUAUUAAGCAAUGCAAAGAGAUGCUGACUUCUUGCUUGAAUAUAAAGUUAGAGAAAGUGGUCUUCACGGGGUCAGCAUCAGUUGAAACGUGCAUGUUGAUGGGGCCCAGAUUGGAACCAACAGGUGGAUCAUGGAAGAAUGAUGCAUCAUCAGAUUCUGAUAAUCAGCCUGCUGAAGUAAGAAAAUCAACUAAUUCAGUGGUAGAGAAAAAACCACCUGAUAAAGUCUCAUCUGAUGCCAUUCCUUGCAGUAAUAUGGCUGAGGCUCAGACAAAGGUGACUUUCCUCAUUGGAGAUUCCAUGUCACCUGAUUCAGAUAUUGAGGUCCGAAGUCAAGCAGUUGUGGAUCAAAUGUCCAGGUGCACCAACCAGACAGAGAAUGAGGAAGGGGUGACAGCUGAUCAGAACUGUGAAGCAAGUCAAACCCUUGAGGACCAAACAAGAGAUUGUAAUAUUUCUGAAGCAUUUCCUCAGGUUACCAAUAAGCUUCAGAGUUGGAAUCCUUACAAUGAGGAAAGUGUGAGCCCACUUGAAUAUUUUCCUGAGGAGAAUUCCGUUGAAACUAGGACUAUUGAUAAUAUUCCAGUGAAAGCAACAACAGACAUUCUAGACACCACCAGUAGUUUAGAAUUUCCCAGAAAACCAUGUACAAGGAACUGCAAACCUUCCAGUGAAUUUUGUAAGUUUAUGGAAUCUGUGCGUCAAGAGACAUGCAAAAACUGCUUUGCAGAGCAGGACCAAAGAGACAAAAUCUCUAUAUGUAUCCCCCAUGGGGACAGAGAGAGCUUAGAAAAAAAGGCUGACCCAGGUGCAGAUUGGGACAUUCCAAGAAACGAGAGUUCAGACAGUGCUCUUGGUGACAGUGAAAGUGAAGAUACAGUUCAUGAGGUGGCCAGAACAACCAAUAACUACUAUGGAGUAGAGCAAGAAGAGUGGGCUGAAGAAGAGGAGAUACUUUUUCCUGGGUCAAAAUUAAUUGAAGUGAACUCUGUCCAGCCCAGUAUUGCCAAUUUUGGAAGGUCCUUGCUAGGUGGCUACUGUUCAUCUUACGUACCUGACUUUGUUUUGCAAGGAAUAGGAAAUGAUGAGAAACUGAAACACUGUUUGAUGUCAGAUUUGUCGCACGCUGUGCAGCACUCUGUUCUUGAUGAACCAAUUGCAGAAGCUGUCUGCAUUAUCGCAGACACAGAUAAAUGGACAGUACAAGUAGCCAGUAGUCAGAGACGCAUGAUUGACAAUAAACUCGGGAAAGAUGUGUUAGUUUCUAACCUUGUCUCCAACCUGCUUCAUUCCACUCUCCAGCUUUAUAAGCAUAAUUUAUCUCCAAAUUUUUGUGUCAUGCACCUGGAAGAUCGAUUGCAGGAGCUAUAUUUCAAAAGCAAAAUGUUGUCUGAAUAUCUCAAAGGCCAGAUGCGAGUUCAUGUCAAGGAGCUCGGAGUAGUGCUGGGGAUUGAAUCCAGUGACCUCCCUUUAUUGGCAGCUGUAGCAAGCACUCAUUCUCCAUAUGUUGCCCAGAUUUUGCUUUAAAAUACCAAAGGGCACAGACAAUAACUUUCUUUUUAUAAAAUGGAAGACAAGGAAACAGACAUAAGCCACUCUUGUCCUGGCUCCUUUGUGCCUGCAGGCCAAUGAACUGAACAGCUUUCUUUAGCUGACUUGUGUGCCUCUGCAACUGAAUAUAUACUGUGCAAACAAAUGGAGUCUCUCCCCUGCCCCUUCUUUUUCUUGGCCAUUCAUUUAAAUGAAGUUAAAAAUUAAGACCAGAGGUUCAGAUCAUUGGAGAAGAUGCUAGAGCUUGAAGGACUCUAAAUGGUUUGAGCAGACCUGCAAAAGUGAAUACAACAUGCUAUUCAAAUCUGAGAAUACAAGGAAGAGGAAUGGCUUCUUAUGAUCCUACGCAGUGCUGUUACUGUUUAUACACAAAAGCAAUCCAGCUGGCUUGGGGGUGACUUGGUACCAAUUAGGAGAGCAUUUAAAGUAAAAAAAACUCAUCAAGCUACAGUUAUUUGUAGCAACUUUGACUAUUUUUGCAUUAAAAAGCUGAAGAUCUUGGGAGGGAGGGACAUUUAAAAGGGCAGGAAUACCCUACUAAUGCUCAGAAAUGUAUUUGUAGAAUUUGGUCCAUUUUGGAUGGAGUAAGUUGAGAGUUCUAGCCAAGACAUGUUUGUCAGUUCUCUAUAAGAUUGGCUGUGUAACUGGUAGUAUGAUUUCAUUGUUAUUCUGACGUUGAUGCAGAAAACAAAAAAAGAUCAGAAUGUCAACUGGAAUUUGUAUACAGAAUCUUGUUUUGAAUUUUUUGGGGGGGAAAUUACAAAUUUUUAUGUCUUUGUUGGGUCCUAUUUUAGGUGCAGUUCAGAAAAAAUAGAUGCCCUUAAGUUACUUUUGAAAUCCAGAAGGUUUAAGCGCUUAAUUGUGUGAUCCUGUGCAGAAUUACUCUAGCCUAAACCAAUUAAAGUCAAUAGACAGGAGAGAUUCUGCACAGGAUUAAACUGUAAAUGCAUGCUUCCCAUUGGUUUAAGUCAGACUUAAGGCUGCCUCAGUAUCUUUGGAAUGUGCCUAUUCAUUUUAUCUGUUGAUUUAACUGCUUUGUUCCAGGCAGUUACUAUGAAGAAGAUAUGGUAAUGCACUUACAAAAAUAUCCAAGAUUGGAAUAGGUUGGUUUGAAAAAAAUAUUGUCCUUAAUUGCUCAGGUAAUUGUGGUGUGUGUGUGUGUGUGUGUGGUUUUUAAAGAAAGCCUUUUUGUAACUAUGGAAUUUGAAGCUGGCUCUGCUUUUCACACCUUUUUAAUAACUGUAUCAGCAUCAUUUUAGACAUACUACCCUCAUGGUACUCGUUUUUCCCUCUUAACCUGUUUCCUAACAAUAGGCUUUAAAAAAAAACUGUUCUAACUCGUGCUCGGUAUUUUCCCCCAUGCACCAAUCUUGGUGUUGUCAGAUUGCUGAUGAGGGACCUAUCAGUUAUAUGAAAUACAUACAGCAGAUGGAAUGCUUAUGUUCUGUACAAGGUUUACUACCUCAGUUUAUAUAGUGGGACAUGGCAUUAAAGAUCUUUUCUUGUUUUCCCUGGCAUCUAGCGAAACAUCAUUAACUAUGCUUGUCAUUAGUUUCUUUAAUGUUCUGAAGUUCAUAGACCAGCACACAAUGGAAAGAAAUGGCAGAUAUUCCUUAAUUAACUAAAAUAACGCCUACCAUGCUGUACAGUUUUCAUGGAUCAUACAGACAUUUCAUUUUUUGCAGGGGAGGGGGGAAAUGGCAGCACACUUGAAACUCUUUAGUCAUGAAGGACUACAGCUUUUUUCUUUACAGGCUGUGAUAACACUGCUGGGAACUCACAUCUUGUACUCAGAUGUUAAAGGAUAAAAGCAAUUCACACCCCCUGAUAGCAACAUCAUUCUUACUGAAUUCGUGUUGGCAACUAUCCCAACUAUUGUAUCAUGGUCUUCCUUACAGCCAUGCAUUUUUGGCUUUUAAAAACAGGUUUCAUUUUCAUUAUUUAUUUAUUUAUUGAUACUUUCAAGAUUUCUCUACUUGAGUAGAGAAUGAGUGCUUGUGUUGCCUUUUUUUAAAAAAAAUGUGCACCCCUUGAACAAGGCUAUCUUGUCUUUUGUAGCAGUUCCCCAUCAUUUCGUAACAUUUUGUGUGUUUUCCCUUUGAAAGAAACCCUUUAGCAUCUUUUUUCCAGAAUUUAGUACAUUGUCUGAUAUCAAUUUCAUUGUUGAAAAUGCUUCAGCCUUCAGAUUCUUCCCAUUACACCUAUUUCAUUCAAUAAGAAUUGUGUUGGAAAACCCCUUUGCAAGCCAUGCCAUUUCUCUAGUGAACAAAUGUGAAAUAAUUAGAUUUGAUAUAAGAGCACUCUGGUUGAUUUCACUAUGAGUAACACCUUCUAGCAGGUGCCGUGAGUUAAAGGGUUGCACACCUGUUUGCUGCAAUGAGAUUUUAAUUGUGCAUGAGACUGCAGCAAAUUAUUGUAACCAGGAGUUCCAUAUGUGCAUGGAACUCCACUGCCACUCUGAGCAUAUGGAGCUCUUCUAUUUUUUACAGCCAGCCAUGGUGGAUUGCGGAGAUGUGCUUACCUGUCAUAUCUUAAACUUCAGACCCUAUUUCGAUUAAAAAGAAAAAAGAAAUACAAGAGAAUAGCCAUAUGGCUUUUCUCAAAUUGCAGAAGAUAAAUUUUCAGCUGAGCUAAAUAUGAACAAUGUGGUCUGAAGCAUUGUCAGUAAAUAAAAAUUAGCAUUGACUGCUGCAAAGCCUUUUUUCUGUAAUGUAAUCUGUACCUGGCUUGUGUUGUUGCAUACUCUAUCCAAAAGGAUUCAUAAAUACACACUUGCAUAGACAGAAAACUGGGUGUCAGUUUGUCUCUCAAAAUCAUAAUCCUGAACAUUUUAUAUAUUUUUUCAGUGAAAAAAAUUAAGUAAUAGAAGGCUUCAAGUAUUCCCAUGUUGACAUUGCAAACCAGUUACUCAGUGUAAAUAUCAAGGUUGCAUCCCUGACAGAUUUUAUGUGGACUCAGCUCUAUCACUGCACUAUCCUCUCCAUUAAUAUUGCUUAUUAAAGAAUUUCAGGCAUCACACUGAUAUUACUUAUCCCUUUUAUGAUUAUGAAAUCAAUUUGAGGAGUUGUCUCUUGCCCAUCCCAUUUGUUUGGUACUCUGUGACAGCUUUGUGCCUGGCUGCUAUGCUGUCUUAAGGGAUGGAAGCCAUUACUGUUGUAGUAAUGUCAACUCCAACAGCUGAGCCAGUGCAACUUCCUGGGUCAAUUCACAUCACCUAAUGCCACAAGGUACAUCAGCAUUACAGUACAGCAGUACUCAUUGCUCCAUCCUACUUACUUAUUUGCUAGUGCACUGGCUCAUAGAAUCAGCAGGGCAACUUGAUCUGAUCAGUUAUUUGAGACACUGGCUUGGAUCCAAUGGUGUACCAAUGAAAACAUAAAUGGAGUUCAUGCAGUUUUGCUUGGGCAUAAUCUUGUGCAGCACCUAGCGCUUUACUUCCUAUAUAUUAUAGUAGCCAGAAACUGGUUGCACAAUAGCAUGUGCAAGUGGGAACACAAGUGGGGAUACAAUAAGUUUGACUUAGUACAAGCAGCUACUAUGGACUUUUUCUUAAAUAUGUGCUUGCACAAGAGCACUUGCACAGUUGGAAUUUUUGCACUGGAUCCAACUCACAGAUUUGCCUCCUAAGGGCAUUAGAUAAUCACUCAUCCACCACCCUACAAAUAUCUGAGCAUUGGGUUUAUUUAGAGGAGAGUGAGAAUAGAUUGUUUUGAUAGUCAUAAUAUGGUAUUUGUUGGAAUGGUCACUGUUCAAAGCACACUGUAGCAUGAUGGCAUGUUUUCCUGUGACUGAUUCUUGUUUAUGGUACAUGCAAUUUUGUGGUACAGACACCUGAUUGUUUUUAUUUUUUAAGGGAACUAUAACAGCACUUGUAGUGUUUACCUCUUAAUGUUUCAUGUUUUUCACAACAAUGUAGAUACAGAACUAAUCUUUUUUUUUUGAUUUUGCAAUAUUCCCAACAUCCAUUAAAAUUAAUAUGUCUUAAUUCUAAGGCUGAAAAUAUUUUAAGUGUAUUACACAUACAUACUAGCAAAUGCUGUCCCACUGCAGCUGGCAACUGUAAAUGCAAGGCUGUCAAAAAGGAAAGAGAGAGAGAGAGAGAGAGAGAAAUGAGCCCCCCCCCCCCAAAUCAGGGUUUUUAAAUCUUGUCUUUUAAAACCUCUGUUAAUUAAAGUAGAUAUUCCAUGAUGUUUUUUUUCUGUUUAUCUCUGCUCUCCCCUAAAUAAUAGUGGUAUGUGUAAUAUGAUGGGCAAAAUGUAUAUACUUGUUAUCUUCUUCUUUUUGUAUAUAUAAAUUUCCCAAGAUGUGCACUUGUACUAUAAAAACCAUUCCCAAUUUUAGGGGAACUUUGUGCAAUAAAUACAAUAUUGUCCAUUUAA
Messenger RNA from Eublepharis macularius, 8013 nucleotides. RefSeq names its product folliculin interacting protein 1 (gene FNIP1). The transcript is spliced from 18 exons. Gene Ontology annotation, molecular function: protein-folding chaperone binding; ATPase inhibitor activity. NCBI's taxonomy places the organism in Eukaryota, Metazoa, Chordata, Lepidosauria, Squamata, Eublepharidae. The record is from RefSeq and is a predicted model, not a curated record. Bases 89 to 3610 code for a protein of 1173 amino acids. Gene Ontology annotation, cellular component: cytoplasm.